This is a messenger RNA of Lineus longissimus, 4517 nucleotides long. Its product is annotated as neural cell adhesion molecule 1-like. Gene Ontology annotation, biological process: negative regulation of B cell receptor signaling pathway; regulation of B cell proliferation; axon guidance. Gene Ontology annotation, molecular function: protein phosphatase binding; cell-cell adhesion mediator activity; sialic acid binding. Gene Ontology annotation, cellular component: cell-cell junction; early endosome; recycling endosome. Lineage: Eukaryota; Metazoa; Nemertea; Pilidiophora; Heteronemertea; Lineidae. The record is from RefSeq and is a predicted model, not a curated record. The transcript has 11 exons. The coding region runs from base 400 to 2175 and encodes 591 amino acids.
AUACAUAUGCAUAUUCUACACAUUCGGAAGACUUGAUUUACAUGUCAACCUACGCACUGUCAGUCAGGAUGAUUGCAAUAAUUAAUCCCUAACAUAUGAUAUAAUAUGGAUAUUCGUGUUCCAUGUAGUCCUCUUCAAACUUGUUCGUAACAAUCAUCGUUAGUUGCUUUAUACAUAAUCAAUUGGAAUCGAAGGUCUUGAUACAUGUACGAUGCCAAAGUAUCAUAGCCCAUGUGACUUUUUAAAGGUGGAGUUGUGCAAAUUUCUGCAGUUUGGUAUAUUACAUGAUAGUUUUGAUUUUUUUCCGUGCCCAUUCUUAAGGAACACCAUCUGAAGUGUGAUAAGGGCUUGUCACCAAGGCCCUUUAACAAUGUUUAUUCCGUUGUUCUUUGCUGAUUCAUGAUGGACAUGUAUAGCAGCCGAUCUCCCAUCUUCCUACUCGGCCUGGGACUCCUCCUGGUGCGACUCUUACACGGAGCAUUUGGAAUAACGGUGAAAAAUAGCCUUAGUAAUUCACAUCCACGCCUUGGCGGAACGAUAACGAUGAAAUGUUCCAUUGCGGAUGGAAUCGCCAUAAGUGUUACAUGGUACAAGGACAGACUUCACAAAACAAGUGUGUAUUUGACGCAUAAUUGUGAAGUUGUCGCAGAAGGGUAUAAAUCAAGAUUAAAAAACGUUCGGUGUAGAACGGAUGAGGAGUAUUUUCAAUUGAGUAACGUUCAAAUUUCGGACGGCGGGGAUUGGCAGUGUGAGGCCAAUGGGGUACCAGCCACAGCUAAUCUGAAAUUAUAUGUUUUAGUUCCACACAACGUUCAAGUAAAAGUCAACAAGACGACUGUUAAUGAACAUGAAUUUGUGCGUUUUGAGUGCGACACCAGUGGGGGAAACCCAGAGCUCGUUACUAGGUACCAGUGGCUCUGGAUGAAGAAUGGCUCCAUCGAGAAACAAGUCAUUCAGGACUCCGACACUAACACGAAGAAUGGAAAGUUCGUGGAGUUCACGCGUAUCCCGUACGAUAAGAGUGGGACAUACACUUGUAAGGCUUGGAACGAUGUUGGAAUGGGACAGGCGUCGGCAAUCCUUAAUGUACAAUACUCUCCAAGGAUAGACCCAGAAGCCAAAAUGAAAUCUGAAGUGGCGGGCAAAAUUGGCCAGGAGGCAAUGUUUGAACUGUUCAUCAUCGCAAACCCAACUCCAGUCACAACUGGUUACACCUGGUCCAAGGAUGGCAAUGUCCUAUCGAGAACAUCACCAGAUUAUGAAAUAACUUCCUGGCCAACAUCAAGCAAGUUGAAAAUCAAUGAUGUCAAAUCCUCGGAUCAUACCAACUAUUCCUGUUCGGUGAAAACGAUUGGAUUCCAGGCCAAGGUUUUCAACUUUAAGCUUGUCAAAGCAGUGUCCUACACGAGUGAGUCGAGUAAUAUUGUGCAAGUAAAGACCACAGUGUCCUACACGAGUAACUCAAGUAAUUGUGUGUCAGUAAAGACCACAGAAGAAUCCCAAACCUCGAAAGGAGCGAACAAUAUAUAUAUCAUUGGCAUCGGUAUGAUCGCCGGAGGGGGCGUGGCGAUUCUGGUGGCCAUCGGCAUUGUCGUAAUCGCUAUUAAAAGCAAGGAGAAGUCCAGAGGCAAGAAAAAGAGUGAUAAUCAAGAAUUGCAAAACAAUGUGGUAACUGGCCCGUCAGUCCUGUUAGGACGUCAAGUCAAUCAUGGGAUGCGUCACUCCCCUCCACGUUCAGAAUGCGACCCUGAUAGAAAUCGCAAUGGUACAAAAUCAAAACUCCGAACGCCUGAUGUCGUGUCGGACACGCAGAAGGACGCCGAGAGUGCUCUCCAGAACGUGCCCGACGGCAAGAGCGGGAUUCCGAAAGGGGGUCGCCCGCCACUGCUGGCAUCCAGUACGUCACAGCCCGCAAGUCCUGUUGAGGAACAUCUAUACGAGGAUGUGAAAAGAAAGAGCCAGCCACAGCAAAACAGUGGCAGUGGAGGUGUGCCUAAGCAAAUUGGAGUGGACGGAACAGUGUACGCGAAGCUUUCGUUCCAACCUGCUAAUCCGAAAUACGAACUUCCAGUUAGGCGGACUGAACAGCCAUCACCAUACUCAACUGUUGAUUUCAACCGAAAGGCGCCGCCUUUGGAGGAGGAAGAAGAAGCUCUUGUGCAGUACAUUACUUAGUUUCACAAUUGGUCAAUGUGUGUCUUCAUGUCCUGGUACACACCAUGCAUACGACGUAAUCAUUGAAGAUUUCCUGUACAUGUGUAUCUGGGCAAUUGAAAUAGACUCGCAUUCAGCUGUACAUCGAGCCUAUAUGAACUCAAACAAUCAGGAAUGUAAUCCAGAUCUCGAUGCAACAUUUUUAUAAGUGAAUAGUUUUAUUUUCUGCAUGAAAUGCUCUAGUAACAAGUCUGUACUCCCUUGUUUCAAAUCUGUUGCUGCAUGUAAUUGGAUUUUGUAUGCUUGGAUGCACAGUGCUUAUAGAAUAUGCGCCGAUUAUAUAUUAGGUUAUAUAUUACGGCAAUGCUCAUUUAAAGGGACCACUUGGACGAGGGGUUAACCUGGCCAGGAGAGUAAUACGCCUUCUUGCCAUUAUGCGUCGCCAUUUGUAGCAGCAGACUGACUCUGAUCUCUAAAUAUGAUUUUCGUCUGUGUAGCAAGGCAUUUUUGAACAUGGCUUGUGGAUUUCAGGCAGGCCUUGGCUUACACCCUGUUCUAGUGCAUUGUUUACUGCAGUUCAAUGAAUUUCUAAUCAUCUCUGAACAGUCUGUUUCCUUUUUGUUUAUUUGAAUUUUAUGUACAUAAAUAUAUCACUCAGUGCUUUUAUAUAUUUGUUAAUAGGUUAUAUACAAGUAGAUCAUGUUAUAAUUAUACGAUCAUGUAACUAGACACAAGAAGUUUGCAUUAAAUUUGGCCGAAGCCAAAGGUUGGUAAAAUGAUUAGUUAGGUUGGAAAUUGAGAUCUGACUGACCAUUUGGGACAAUUUUUAGAAAAAGAUAAUUUCAGGAUUUAAGUUUGGAAUGAACUUGAAAAUGCAUUAGAAUCAAGUCAUAUUUUGGCAAAUAGAAUCAAGACAAUUUUAUGUGUUAUUUCAAAUUUAACUGGAUUGGUGAAGAUUAUAAGGAAACCAACUCAGAAAAUUCAGAUAUGGCGUUGGUCUCGUUUUGGAGUGACACUCUUCAAUAAACGCCAGCGCUCCACAUGACGCCAACAACUCUGGCUCGGCGACUCUUUCAGCAUAGAAAUCUCUUUAUUCACUUCUUAUAUAAAUGAACAAGCAUUAAUCUAAAUGAACAUUAAAAAAGGUAUAAUACUGUAAAAUGUGGGUAGUAUCGUGGGUGGUUUCAUGGUUUUGGAAUGUUCCAAGGUUAGAACCAACCGUGAGAUACUUUUUUUAUACUCCUGCUAUACCUCGUAUACAAAAAUUUGAAAGUAUAACACAAUUGGUGCCAGCUGGAUGUCGACGUGCCGAUUGUUCAAUGCUUCGGUCAAAUCUAGUGUAGUGACUUUCUGUUAAUUUUAUUCAAGAUGUUAAGGCCUCGUUUAUUUAGGGUUUUGUUCAUGUUCGUUACAAUUGUAUGAAUAUUGUACCUUGUGAUAUUGGCAAAGUAAUGGACAUUUUUGUGUUGCACGAACAUUAAUCGAUGCAAACUAAAUAGAACUAGAACUGGCAAAGCCAGAUCGACGGUUUUCGUUUGGGGAAACUGGUAUUGGCACCUGGAGGUCACAUGAUGUAACAUGUCAGAGGAGAAUGGAGAGAUUGAUGUUCACACCAGAACCCAGUGGGCUAUUGCUCAAUAAAUUUGGCUUUCGGAGCUCAGUGCGACACAGACCAGUAUGUUUUGUGCGCCUUCUUAUUUCUGCAUCCUCCAUGAUGAAACCAAUCCCAUUUCAAUCGGAUGUAGCAUAUAGGAGAAAAAGCGAUCUACGUAGUGUUGUAAACACGUGCGUUUUGUCUGCAUGUCAAAAUAUGAAAUGUCAUUUAAAGGGGCACUGUAUUCAAUCGCGAAUCGGUUUCAGCACGACCGCCGUAGAGGGAGGUGCCCAUCGGUAAAACGAUGGAACUACAGGAAACGUAUCUAAAAUACCCAGCAAUGCAGUUUGUUCAGUGAUGUAUUGCCGUCAAAGCUUCCACACAGCUUCUUCAAACAUUCUAAUGGGAUAUUAUGCUUUCCUGAAGAAAGUUUAAUAGACUUAAUAGAGGUAACAAUGGCAAUUUAGAUAACGUGUUUCUUAGUUUCAUUCCUAGCCGAUAGGCGCCUCCCUCUAUGGUGGUCGUGCUGAAACCGAUUCGCGAUUGAAUGCAGUGCCCCUUUAAACCGUCAUUUUGUUGUGCUUGAGGUCAAUUAACAGGAUUUCGAAUGAGCAGAGUGAAUUCUGACUGUGCUAAGAGUAAAAAGUUGGCCAAAGAACAAUUGGGAUGAUGCGUCUAAUGUAUUACGUCUAAAAAGGCAACUGUCACAUACCCACAGUAUUUAUGUAUAAUUAUCUCAUGAAUAAAACCAUGAAUCUCUUGAUGCUUU